Messenger RNA from Limulus polyphemus (Atlantic horseshoe crab), 2064 nucleotides. RefSeq names its product fructose-1,6-bisphosphatase 1-like. Gene Ontology annotation, cellular component: cytoplasm; cytosol. Gene Ontology annotation, biological process: fructose metabolic process; fructose 6-phosphate metabolic process; fructose 1,6-bisphosphate metabolic process. The transcript has 6 exons. Gene Ontology annotation, molecular function: fructose 1,6-bisphosphate 1-phosphatase activity. NCBI's taxonomy places the organism in Eukaryota, Metazoa, Arthropoda, Merostomata, Xiphosura, Limulidae. The record is from RefSeq and is a predicted model, not a curated record. Bases 132 to 1136 code for a protein of 334 amino acids.
AGGGACAAACUCAAGGUUGAAAUACGGGUUGUAACUUGCUUCGUUAGUUGUAGCGCCGAGUUUGUUAGUUUGCAUUACAACAUUCAGUUUAGUCUUGCUAAUUUUAGUUUAAGUUAGAAACAAUCAUUAAAAUGUCUGGUCAAGCGAUUGAUACAAAUGCUAUGACCUUAAUUCGUUACGUCUUGGCAGAGCAAAAAAAAUUCCCAGGGGCAACGGGUGACCUGACUGCUUUAUUAAAUUCGAUACUCACAGCAUGCAAGGCGGUAUCAUCGGCUGUCCGAAAAGCAGGGAUUGCAAAAAUUUUCGGUAUAGUUGGUCAGACAAAUGUCCAAGGAGAAGAAGUAAAAAAACUGGACGUUCUUGCCAAUGACUUGUUUAUUAACAUGCUCAAGUCUUCAUACACCACCUGCCUCCUCAUAUCAGAAGAAGAUGAACGAGUAAUUGAAGUUGAGACUGACAAGAGAGGAAAAUAUAUAGUCUGCUUUGAUCCUUUAGAUGGUUCUUCAAACAUUGAUUGUCUCGUAUCUAUAGGAUCUAUCUUUUCCAUAUAUCGUAAGACAUCAACUGGACCACCAACAGAACAGGAUGGGCUUCAAAGUGGGCGAAACAUUGUCGCUGCUGGCUAUGCACUUUACGGGAGUGCUACAAUGGUGGUUUUAUCUACAGGCAAUGGAGUCAAUGGAUUCAUGUUAGACCCUGCUAUUGGUGAAUUUAUCCUCACUGAUCCAAACAUGACUGUAAAACCAAGAGGAAAAUACUACAGCAUCAAUGAGGGUUAUGCUAGCUUGUGGGAUAAGGCUGUAACAGAGUAUGUGAAAAGAAAAAAAUACCCAGAGAAUGGAAAGCCUUACGGUGCCAGAUACAUCGGUUCUAUGGUAGCCGAUGUACAUCGCACACUGAAGUAUGGGGGAAUCUUCAUGUAUCCUGCCACAAAGGAUUCUCCUAAUGGAAAGCUACGACUUCUAUAUGAAUGCAACCCCAUGGCUUAUAUAAUUGAGCAAGCUGGAGGACUGGCAAGUUCAGGGAAAAUUCCAAUUCUUGAUGUGGUUCCUAAAAAGAUUCAUCAACGCUCACCCAUUUUUCUUGGUUCUAGAGAAGAUGUGGAAGAAAUUCUUGAUCUGUAUAAACAGCUCUAAAAGGAAUAAUGUUAAAGAACAAGUUAGGGCUGCUUGAUAGCCGAGGUUUUCUUAUUUUUCAGACUUUACACUUUAUAACAGUGCAUUUGAAAAACACAAGUAACCAUUUAAAGAAUCAGUUGAAGUUACAAUUAAUCAAUUAUGGUAUAUAUUCAUGUAGACUUCAGUGAUAUAUUGUCAUAUGAUUAAAACAUCAGUUAUGUGCCUUAUCAGUAUUUUAAACCUAACUCUAGCAGUAAAAACCAUUGUUCUUAACUUUUUCUUAUUUGACUAAAAAAAACAUUCUUCACAAGAUCUGUCAAACAAUGAAACUUUCCAGUUAUUUCGUUCGCAUUAAUGCAUUCAUAUCCAAAAUAUUUGUUGAUUUUAUUAAAUGUUUAAUAUUUCUAAUGUUGAGGUCAAUGCCAAGGUUGUCUAUGUUUUAAUAAAUUAAAAGAAAGACUGGUUUCCAUGUUUUGCUUAGUGUCACUGUUAGAUGAUUUUUGGUGAGUAAAAAACAGCAAAUUACUUUGUAAAACUGGCUUAAGUGGUUUUUAAUAGCUCAGAGUACUGAACACAAACAACAAGUAUCUUAUAAAUGAAAGUUUCUUAACACUACAAAUUAAAAUAUGAAAACUUUUUUUACCUUUUUCAAUUCCAGAAAAACUCGAUAAGAUAUACUUGCUUCCAUUUAGUGAAUUACUUCUUUCAAAAGCUAGAGUGUUGAUUUUGAUGAGGAACUGUUGAUGCUAACUUUUGUUUUACCACACAUUUUUCUGUAAAAAUGGCAUUCCUCAGCAUACAUUUUAAAUCACGUUUAUAUUAUUUGGGCCAACGUGCACACACAGUGAGUGAAUUAAAUUCCCAAUAACAACCAACGUGUAAACAAUAUUCGUACGAUCACUGGAAAUGUUGGGAAUUUUGAUAAAUAAAAGUUUUGAAACUUGAA